AUGACUAACGAUGUUAUAGAAAAACCCGACUGGGAAAAAGAUUUAGACUACCACCAGGACAAGGACAUCCACCAGACCGAGGACAACCACCAGACAGAGGACCACCACCAGUGCAAGGACGACAACCAGUCCGAAGACCACCGCCAGACCGAGGACCACCACCAGACAGAGGACCGCCACCAGUGCGAGCAGCACCACCAGACAGAGGACCAUCACCAGUGCGAGGACCACAACCAGUCCGAAGACCACCGCCAGACCGAGGACCACCACCCUGACAGAGAACCACCACUAGACCGAGGACCACCAACACUCCGAGGACCACCACCAAUCCGAGGACCACCACCAGACCGAGGACCACCACCAGACCGAGGACCACCAAUAGUUGAGGACCACCAUCAGAUCGAGAACCACCACCAGACCGAGGACCACCACCAGACAGAGGACCACCACCAGUCCAAGGACCCACCACCAGACGAGGACCACCACCAGACCGAGGACCAUCACCAGUCUGAGGACCACCACCAGACAGAGGACCACCACCUGACAGAGGACCACCACCAGAUCGAGGACCACCACCAGACCGGAGGACCAUCACCAGUCCGAGGACCACCACCAGACCGAGGACCACCACCAGACCGAGGACCACCACCAGACCGAGAACCACCACCAGACCGAGAACCAUCACCAGACCGAGGACCACCACCAGAUCGAGGACCACCACCAGACCGAGGACCAUCACCAGUCCGAGGACCACCACCAGACUGA
Molecule: messenger RNA, 765 nt
Organism: Homarus americanus (American lobster)
Lineage: Eukaryota; Metazoa; Arthropoda; Malacostraca; Decapoda; Nephropidae
Product: sex-determining region Y protein-like
Exons: 3
Coding region: 1-765 (254 amino acids)
Source: RefSeq, a predicted model, not a curated record